Messenger RNA from Pseudomyrmex gracilis, 4447 nucleotides. RefSeq names its product histone deacetylase Rpd3 (gene HDAC1). The transcript is spliced from 9 exons. The coding region runs from base 111 to 1604 and encodes 497 amino acids. Lineage: Eukaryota; Metazoa; Arthropoda; Insecta; Hymenoptera; Formicidae. The record is from RefSeq and is a predicted model, not a curated record. Gene Ontology annotation, molecular function: histone deacetylase activity.
GCGCGGACUCUGCAGACUGUUAGGUGACGCUGUAUCGUGUUAGUAAGAAGUGUGAUCCUCCGCGGUCUCGUUGAAUUUUAUACCGAGUAUUGUUCGCCAAUCUUCUGGAAAUGGAUCCAGUGAAAAUGGCUAUGCAGCCGCAUAGCAGAAAGCGCGUUUGCUACUAUUAUGACAGUGACAUUGGUAAUUAUUAUUAUGGACAAGGACAUCCUAUGAAGCCUCAUCGUAUAAGAAUGACACACAAUCUUCUUCUGAACUAUGGUCUCUAUAGAAAAAUGGAAAUAUACCGACCUCACAAAGCCACGGCUGAUGAAAUGACAAAAUUUCAUAGCGAUGAAUAUAUCAGAUUUCUGAGAUCCAUAAGACCCGAUAAUAUGUCGGAGUACAAUAAACAAAUGCAACGAUUUAAUGUAGGUGAAGAUUGUCCUGUCUUUGAUGGUUUGUAUGAAUUUUGUCAAUUAUCGGCCGGUGGGUCUGUUGCCGCAGCUGUAAAGCUCAACAAGCAAGCGUCUGAGAUUUGCAUCAAUUGGGGUGGCGGUUUGCAUCAUGCAAAGAAGAGCGAAGCAUCAGGGUUUUGCUAUGUAAAUGACAUCGUACUUGGAAUUUUGGAACUGCUAAAAUAUCAUCAAAGAGUUUUGUACAUUGAUAUCGAUGUUCACCAUGGUGACGGUGUAGAAGAAGCGUUUUACACAACAGAUAGAGUCAUGACGGUUUCGUUUCAUAAGUAUGGAGAAUACUUUCCUGGAACUGGAGAUCUCCGAGAUAUUGGUGCAGGAAAGGGAAAGUAUUACGCUGUUAAUAUACCUCUACGAGAUGGAAUGGACGAUGAAAGCUACGAAUCCAUAUUUGUCCCUAUUAUUUCAAAAGUUAUGGAAACUUUUCAACCUUCUGCUGUCGUUUUGCAAUGUGGUGCUGAUUCGUUGACAGGUGAUCGAUUGGGAUGUUUUAAUCUGACUGUGCGAGGUCACGGAAAAUGUGUAGAAUUUGUGAAGAAGUACAAUUUACCCUUCUUAAUGGUGGGAGGUGGCGGUUACACAAUCAGAAAUGUAUCCAGAUGCUGGACUUACGAAACAUCAGUAGCUCUGGGAUGCGAAAUUGCGAAUGAACUUCCAUAUAACGAUUACUUCGAGUAUUUCGGACCCGAUUUCAAGCUGCACAUUAGUCCUUCAAAUAUGGCUAAUCAAAAUACACCUGAAUAUCUCGAGAAAAUAAAAACGAGACUAUUCGAAAAUCUGAGAAUGUUACCUCACGCGCCCGGUGUACAAGUUCAGGCAAUUCCAGAAGACGGUGCUGUGAUUGAAGAUUCGGAAGCUGAGGAAAAGGCAAAUCCAGAUGAGAGACUGUCUCAGCGUGAUUUGGAUAAGAGAAUACAGCAUGAAAACGAAUACAGUGAUAGUGAAGAUGAAGGAGAAGGUGGACGAAGAGACAAUAGGUCGUAUAAGGGAUCUAGAAAACGACCGCGUCUAGAAAAAGGUCAGGAAGUUAUGGAUACCGAUGUAAAGAAAGAAGACGAAAUAAAGUCUGAUCCUAAAGAUAACGAGAAGGACGAGAAAGCAAAUCCCACAAAUGAAGAGACGAAGAAAGAUGGCGCGGCGAAUCCCUGAUAGACGGUUGCUUCGUACCUCGUGAAAAAAUGGAGAAAAAAAACUUAUGUAUAAAUUAAGUCCUAGAUAAGCUUAAGUAAAAUUUAAAUUGUAGCAACAACUGACGCAGCAAAUUACCUGCUGCUUCUACCUCGCUGUUUGAUUCGAAAAUAAUUUAAAAUUACGUUUUUAUCAUUGAAAAAUUGGAAGUAUCUUUAAACGUUAAAAAAUACCGAAAUUAUUUACGACAGCGCUAUUUACACGUCGAAAUUUACACGUAUGAGCGUGUAUAUAAUUUAUAAUGUCCUGCAAUUUUUUUAUGGUAAAAUAUAAGAAAUAAUUAUAUCUGAAUUUUCUCAAUAUUAUUUUUUUUAAAGAUAUUAAAUGACAGCACCGAGUUGUGUAAAAAAAUUCUUUUAUAAAACGGGUCAUUAUCAUCGCAUUACAAGAUUGUGAUCUGAUUGCUAUAUAUUCUCUUCAUAUAUUCACAUAUUCGUUCACAACAUGCCACCGUAAUUAGUUAGACAAUUUUAGUACAGAAUCUGCACACAAAAAUCAUGCAGAAAAUUUUAAAAUGUAUAAACAAUGACAUCGAUCUCAUAGAUUUGAAGAUUGAGUCUUAAGAUAAUUGAUAACCGAUUCAGGACACUGAUAAAAGUUUUGUUCCAAUGUAUGUCGUUGUGUACAAUUUUGCUCGCGCGGUCAACGUGAUUUCUUACGUCUUCUUACUUAUCGCUCGUAAUUAAUUGAGCCGCUCAAUAGGGAAGCCAACACAUACAGUUUUACACUAUAACAAAAAAGUAGUUAAUUACGAGAUGGAUUAUAUAUAUAUAUGGAUUAUAUAUAUAUAUAUAUAUAUCUCAUGAGUCGAUAAAUUCGUUCACUUCCUAUUCUUGUACAUAACACUUAGAAAAUAAUCUCAAGAGACUUGACACAAUAAUGAUGUAAUACUAAAAUAUUUUGUUUGUGAAUUGUAAAGCAUUGUAUCUGACUUUUCUAUAUAUUUCAUCUAUUAUUUCUCAAAAUCUUCUCUAGUUUAUGUGGUGAAGCGCAAUGAAUAUAUACUUAGCUCGUAAUAUAUAUUUCAGAAAAUAAAAAAAAUAAAAAGAGCAACUACAAAGUAUACAUUUGACGAUUUAAAGAUUUACAUCUGUGACUUGUGUAUUAUAAAUACGUAUACCGAAUAAACUAGAGAGAUAUUUAUAAGAGAGAGAAAAAAUGUAAUAUUUUAAAGAAGUGAUCUUAAAAGACCUAUAUAUAUGUGCGUGUGUGUGUGUGUAAAUAAUAUACAUAUAUAUAUAUAUAUAUGUAGAAAUGUGUAUAUGUAGAGUAUCUCUAAAUUAUUGAAAACAAAUUCGUUAGCAUAUUCUGAGACGAAAAUUCUAAUGCGAAACUAACAAAGCUAUUGUGUGGCGAGUCUUAUCAUUUUUUUUUGUGUGUGUCAGAAUGUUUAAAAGAAUCUGCCUUUAUAAAGUCUGUUUUUGAUAUAGUUUUGUGACAUCCUUUGUAUAUACAUAUCUAUGUAUACAGGAUGCGGUAGGAAUGAUAGUACCAAUCGGAAAAGAAAUAAUUCUUUGUGCAAAUUUAAAUCAAAAAUGUAGAAUAAAAUUUUGUUUUUAGAAUAACGUAAGACUUUGUUUUUGAGGAAAUUGAGUUGUGUAACAAUUGAGAAAGUACAUUUAACUCUCUAAUAAUCUUAUGUCUAUCAUGAAAUGGUAUCUCGAUAGAGCAGUUAUUACUAAAUUUAAAAAAGUAACAUUAUGUAUAUACAAUAUAAAAGUUUUUAAAACUUUAGUAAAUAGAGUUCUACUUUUUCUAAAUCAAUAUAAUAGUAAUUGUUACCGAAAUACAUACUAUUGUAUGACACAAGAUUAUUAGAGCAAUUAAGUGUAAAAACUUAUAGCUCAGAACACUUCAUGAAUGGUUUUUUAGAUAUUACAAUAUCAGAGAAUAUUCAGUGACUGUUCUUUGAACAUCUAUUCUGUUGGAGAAAACUAAAUAUAAUAUUAAGUUUUUAACUUUCAAAAUCUAUUUUCUGAAAAAUAGAUUUUGAAUCUUUGCACGAAAAGAAAAAAUUUUUCGAAUUUUAUACAUCUUUAACUUAAUACAAAGAAUCAUCUCUUUUUUGGUGUACUUCAUUCCUAUAAGACUCUAUAAAUGUAUGUAUACAUAUACAUAUACAUACAUACACACACACACAUAUUUAUAUUAUAUAUAUAUAUAUUAUAUACAUAUAUCUCAAAAAUAUAAUUCUUGUCUAAUUACUUUUUUAGCAGUCUAGCGAAAGAGAAACGAAACAGAUUAAGGAACAGCUACAGUAAAACCGAAAAAUAGUUGAAGAAUUAUGUAUAUCGAGUCUCAAUGUAGUUAGAAUGCUGUAGAAUGUGAAAAAGAAGCAUAUAAUAUAUUAAGUGACUAAUUUAAAAAAUUGUAACAAUCGUAUAAAACGUGGCAUUUGGAUCGAUCGUAAUAACAAAACCUUAAGAUCGUGCUUCUUUUUCAAGUAAUGAUGCGUACAUGCGAACUUGCAAGUUCGCGCAACAAUAUUUUGUUGUGUGCUGACUGUUCGCAAGAUGCAUUCUUACGUUCAAAUAAAUUUGUCGUGCAAUAUGUAAUUGCGCAAUAAUUCCGCAUUGACAAUUGUGUAUGUGUAUAAUUUGUUUCCUCUUUCGCAAUGUCAGUGUACUCGAUCGGACCAGCAAUGAUGAGUGUCAAUUUUGAGUGUAACAAUAUAUAUGUAGUGAUUUAUAAUUAAUACAUACAUACUUAUUAUCACAAGAAAAUUAAGUUCAAAAUUAAUAUAUCAAUUUGAUUGAUUAUUAUAUAUGUGCAUAUUUCGUGUAAGUUGAAUUAAGUAUUAUAUA